Triticum aestivum (bread wheat) is the source of this 2526-nucleotide messenger RNA. RefSeq names its product peroxidase 1. Bases 1517 to 2341 code for a protein of 274 amino acids. Gene Ontology annotation, molecular function: RNA binding; peroxidase activity; protein binding. Gene Ontology annotation, biological process: hydrogen peroxide catabolic process; response to oxidative stress; RNA modification. The transcript is spliced from 5 exons. The record is from RefSeq and is a predicted model, not a curated record. Lineage: Eukaryota; Viridiplantae; Streptophyta; Magnoliopsida; Poales; Poaceae.
GCGUGCGCGGCGGCUGGGUGCGUGAGGAGCGGGGAGCAGGUGCACGCGUGCGCGGCCAAGGGGAGGUUCGCGGGGGACAUGUUCGUGCAGAGCGCUCUCAUGGACAUGUACCUGAGGUGUGGGUCGGUGGAGAAUGCGAGGCGGAUGUUUGCGGCGAUGGAGAGGAAGGAUGUAGUUUCGUGGAAUGCCUUGCUCAGGGGUUUUGUGGAGCGUGGGCAUUGCAGUGACGCGCUUGGGUUGUUAUCCUCAAUGCUGAGAGAAGAAAUGCUGCCUGACCACUUCACAUUUGGAAGUGCUCUAAAAGCUUGUGGAGCAGUCAGUGUGCUCACUAACACGGAGUUGAUUCACACCUGUAUAAUAAAGUUGGGCUACUGGGGUGAAAAGGUUGUUAUUGGAUCACUUAUUGAUGCUUAUGCAAAAUGUCGGAGCAUGAGAAGUGCACGAGUGAUAUAUGACUCCAUAUGUGAUCCAGACCUUGUGUCAUCUACUGCGCUGAUCAGUGGGUACUCCAUGGAUAAAAAUCAUGCUGAAGAUGCGAUGGAGCUCUUCUGCAAGAUUUAUCGUAGGGGUUUGAGGAUUGAUGGUGUUCUGUUAAGCUCCUUGCUUGGCCUUUGUGCUAAUGUGUCAUGUCUCAGAUUUGGGACACAGAUUCAUGCUUACAUGUGCAAAAAGCAGCCAAUGGGAGAUGUGGCAUUGGAGAACGCUCUAGUUGAUAUGUAUGCAAAAGCAGGAGAAUUUUCAGAUGCCAGGCGUGCUUUUGAUGAAAUGCCCUGCCGAAAUGUGGUUUCAUGGACUUCACUCAUUACUGCCUGUGGGAAAAAUGGUUUUGGGGGAGAUGCUGUGAGCCUUUUUGAGAGGAUGUUGGAGGAUGGUGUGAAGCCAAACGACGUGACAUUCCUUUCUCUUCUGUCUGCUUGUGGUCAUUCUGGUCUGACAAGCAAAGGGAUGGAGUAUUUCACUUCCAUGAUGAGCAAGUACGGUAUUGAUCCAAGAGCUGAGCAUUACAGUUCUGCUAUCGACCUUCUUGGCCGUGGAGGUCAGUUAGAGGAUGCGUGGAAGCUAGUGCAGAAUGUGGAUACUGAACCCAACUCGUCAAUAUUGGGCGCUAUGCUUGGAGCUUGUAAAACGCAUGGAAACAUGCCACUUGGAGAAACUGCAGCCAAGAAUCUUUUCAGUAAAGGUGCUGAGAGUUCUGUACACUAUACCGUGCUUGCAAACAUGUAUGCAGAAUCUAAUUUAUGGGAGGAUGCUCAAAGUACAAGGAAAUUAAUGGCUGAAACUUCUGGUGGCAAGGAAGCUGGUUGCAGUGUCCUCUGAAGAUCAAUAAUAAAGUUUUGCUUUCGAAGAUAUUCAGAUAAUGGUCAUUUGUCCUGAUAGAUGCACCAGAUGCUUUUGAAUUACCCUCAGACCUUUGUCCACAAUGAACCUGACCGAUCCAACAUGUAGAGCCUCCACAUCUUUGUAACCUCUAACCGACUUCAUAAUCUUCCCCAUUUGAUUAAGCAGUGAGAGUCUAAUGACUUAUCAGCAGCCAUCAUGUUGGUUCAGGGGUUGCGAUGGUUCUAUUCUACUUGAUAGCAUACCAGGAUUACCAUCCGAAAAGGAAUCAGAACCGAACCUUAGCCUGCGAGGCUUUGGCACAAUUGACCUUGUCAAGGCUAAGCUGGAGCAAGCCUGCCCUGGAGUGGUCUCCUGUGCUGAUAUCCUAGCUCUUGUGGCAAGGGAUGUUGUACUACUGACCCAUGGGCCUUACUGGAAUGUCCCAACUGGGCGGCGAGACGGGUUGAGAUCGGUCAAGGACGACGCUUUGAACAACCUACCCCCACCCUUUUCUGAUGCCACUCGUAAUCUGAACCACUUCUUCAUCCCGAAGGGUCUUGAUGCGAAGGAUCAGGUGGUUCUGCUAGGGGGGCACACCCUCGGCACCUCCCACUGCUCGUCCUUCUCGGACCGUCUGUACAACUUCAGCGGCACGCAGAUGCCGGACCCGGCGCUGGACAGGCGGUACGUGCCGCGGCUGAAGAGCAAGUGCAGGCCCGGCGACAUUACGGCGCUGGUGGAGAUGGACCCGGGGAGCUUCAGGACGUUCGACGCGAGCUACUACCGUCACGUCGCCAGGGGGAGGGCGCUCUUCACCUCGGACGGGACGCUCAUGCUGGACCCCUUCACCCGGGACUACGUCCUGCGCCAGGCGGCCGUCGCCGCUGCCGGCGGCUACCCCGCGGAGUUCUUCACGGACUUCGUGGCGUCCAUGGUGAAGAUGGGGAACAUGCAGGUGCUCACCGGCGCGCAGGGUGAGGUGAGGAGGCGCUGCGGCGCCGUGAACCCGAUGGGCAUGUAGGCCGCCGGCGGUGGUCCGUGAUCAUCGGCCCGUAAAUUAUCGGAAGUCUGUGGCCUGUGGGUAUUGUAUAAUUGAUGUGUAUUACGCGUGUACAUUGUGUGCAUCAUUGUCUUUCUUCAUUUGCAUCGUUUGUUCGUUUGUACGAUGUAUUCAGAUUCAAAUAAAAUGUUUGCUUGAUUGAUUCA